Molecule: messenger RNA, 1738 nt
Organism: Ipomoea nil (Japanese morning glory)
Lineage: Eukaryota; Viridiplantae; Streptophyta; Magnoliopsida; Solanales; Convolvulaceae
Exons: 5
Coding region: 503-1507 (334 amino acids)
Source: RefSeq, a predicted model, not a curated record
AGCCCGAUACGAAAACGGAGCUUCAAAACUCAAAAGAGUUAAGGGCGGGCCUAAAAGCUACCGAAAUUUAAUUUCCCGCUCACAAACCCUUGAAACUAUCUCCCUCCAUUUUCUUUAUUGUUUCCAAUUUCCUUCCACAUCUAGGAGAAUUGCCAAGCGGGCCCUCCUUGCGAUUUUGCUCCCCAAAUCUUGAGCCUAAGAGAUCUGUCGCAUGAAUCUUGGGGUUGGGGAUUUUCUUGCAGCUUUAAAUCUUCGGCGCUUUCCUUUUUGGGUGUCUCUCAAGUGAUAAAUUUGUGAUUUUUCUUGGUGAAUCAUCCUGCGUACUUGAGGGUUUUGGCAUUUUAGGUGAUAAAAAUUCACUUUUUUUUUUUUUUCAUUUAGUUUUUUGUUGCACAGGUAAAUUUUGUGAUAAGGGGUUGUGGGUUGUGUUGAAUUUUAGAAGCAUUUUUUUUUCUUUUUAAUUUUUAACUGAUAUAUUUAUCUCGGACUAGCACAGUUCGUGAUGAGAGAAGAUAGCAUUUCUGAUGGAUCUCAUAAGCCACGGUCUGUUUUUAGAGAUGUAACAAACCAGCUUGGCAAAAGGAGUUCAUCUUUGAUUUCGGGCAAAAAACCUGGAGAUAGGGAGAGGGAGAACUUAGGAACCAAGCGUGUUCUUGAAAGUGAUGGAAACAGUGGAAAAAGAGCUUGUCUUUCGCCCCGAGAAUCUGUUGAAAAUAAUCCUUUGACAAGGAAUGCUAUAGUUGAUAGUUUAAAGAACCCUGUUGGAAGCAAGACCCUUGAUGUUUCAUAUCUUGAUAAACACAAUGCUAUUACUAGGAGUGUUAGUGAGGGCUUAAGGAAAGGGUAUGUAGCUGGCAUCUCGGGGGCAACAGGUGUGUCGGGUUCAGAAGGUCAAGAUGUUGGGAAAACGUUUGAAGCUAGUGGAGACAGAGCCAGUUCUGAAAGCACCGAAAGUGAUACUAAUGGAUGCCAGAAUGAAGGUGAGGAGCAUGGUGCUGAAAAUCUGGUUAUCAGUCAGUCGGGGUCAAUUGACUAUUCAAGAUUUCUUGAGUCACAGGAAUCACAGGUUGAACCCGAGAAAUGCACAGAACUUAAGGCUAUUGAUGGUUGCUCUGAACCGGUUAUAGGCAUUGACUCCACCAAAACUUGCCCGUGCUCUUUUUGCACCAAAGCUGCUUACAUGUGGUUAGACCUCCACUACCAGGAUGCAAAGGGCCGAAUAGCUGCAUUAAAGAAGAGUCAGAAAGAAGCAAGCAUUUUAGUCGAAAGAAGUUCCAAAGGCAAGGCACCGCAGAAAUAUGGUACAGUACAUAACAGUGAUGUGUCUAACUUGGAAUUGAGUUUAUGGGGUCAGUGGAGGUCUCUCUUUUUACAUAUGGAGAAUAUAUACGAGUGUGAAAUCAGCCAACUUGAGUCUAGUUUACUCUCGUUAACUGAUCUCAAGGAGAGAUGCAAGGCAGAACUGGAAUUGAUUAACAAGGCGCCUCCAGAGCCACCCGAGCAUUGAUAUCUUCUUGCCCCGUCUUCCUUCCUGUGUCUGUAAUUUUACCCGUUUGAAUUCUGGGGUUAGCCUCUUGUUAGCCUGUAUCUGUAAAGUAGGUGAAAUUGUGAGGUUGUGCUCUAGUUUGGUUUGAAACCAAUCAAUGUAGUGAACAUUUAGGAUGGAUUCUAUGUAGAAUUCAUUUCAGGUGUUUUCUUGUUUUCUGGCAUUUAAGGAUGCAUUUUCUGAUUUUCUCAA